Molecule: messenger RNA, 291 nt
Organism: Protopolystoma xenopodis
Lineage: Eukaryota; Metazoa; Platyhelminthes; Monogenea; Polystomatidea; Polystomatidae
Source: the annotation of a GenBank genome assembly
AUGCAACACUGCCUUGGAUACCCUCUAGAGCUGGCUGGCUGGCUGGCUUGCUCCCCUGGCCAGGACGAACAAGUGAUUUUGCCCUACAUUCGAAUCCAUUUUGCGCUCGCCGUCAAUCGGCCUUUGUGGAUGAAGGCUUUACGUUGCUUUGCGCGCUCAACUUGCCCUGUCAGCAUGUAUGGAAGAUCUAAUUAUGUCCUAAGCUGCCUGCCUCUUCCCCACUCGCUCGGCCGUUUCUUUCAUCCAGCCUCCUCUUCAUUGUUUCGCAUUUUCAUCCGACAUGCCGCAUGA